AUGACGCUUAAUUUACGAAAACAACACCCCAUCUUUAAAAUCAUCAAUGCCUCCUUUAUUGACCUCCCAACUCCAUCUAACAUCUCUGCUUGAUGAAACUUUGGGUCUCUACUAGGUCUAUGCCUCAUUAUUCAAACCAUUACAGGUCUCUUCUUAGCCAUACAUUACACUGCAGAUAUCUCCUCUGCAUUUUCAUCUGUUGCCCAUAUUCACCGAGAUGUACAACAUGGCUGAUUAAUUCGUAACCUACACGCUAACGGCGCAUCCAUAUUCUUUACCUGCAUUUACCUCCACAUUGGACGUGGACUAUAUUAUGGCUCCUACAUCUAUACUGAAACCUGAAACAUUGGAAUCCUUCUCCUUCUUAUAGUGAUAGCCACAGCUUUCAUAGGCUAUGUAUUACCUUGAGGACAAAUAUCCUUCUGAGGAGCUACCGUUAUUACUAAUCUUCUCUCCGCAAUACCUUACGUAGGUACAACUCUUGUUGAAUGAAUUUGAGGCGGGUUUGCAAUUGACAACGCAACCCUCACACGCUUUUUCACCAUCCAUUUUUUGCUACCAUUCAUCAUUAUAGGCACUUCCAUAGUCCAUCUCCUCUUCCUUCAUGAAACAGGAUCAAACAACCCAACAGGCCUUAACUCCAACACAGACAAAAUCCCGUUCCACCCCUACUACUCAUAUAAAGACCUUUUCGGUGCCCUACUCAUAUUAAUAUGCCUCCUAUCUUUAGCCCUAUUCUUACCGAACCUUUUAGGCGACCCAGAAAAUUUCUCACCCGCAAACCCCCUAGUAACACCCCCACACAUUAAACCAGAAUGAUACUUCCUUUUUGCCUAUGCAAUCCUCCGCUCUAUUCCAAACAAACUAGGAGGUGUUUUAGCCCUCUUAUUUUCAAUUCUAAUCCUAUUUACUUCCCCAAUGCUUCAUCUAUCAAAACAACGCACCCUAACAUACCGCCCACUAUCCCAAAUACUAUUUUGGUUACUUAUCUCAGAUGUCAUUAUCUUAACAUGAAUUGGAGGUCAACCAGUAGAACACCCAUUCAUUAUUAUUGGCCAACUCGCUUCCAUCCUUUAUUUUAUAAUUUUUCUCCUCUUCAUACCUGCCCUAGCUCUACUAGAAAAUAAACUUCUUAAAUGGUAA
This is a messenger RNA of Lacerta agilis (Sand lizard), 1143 nucleotides long. NCBI's taxonomy places the organism in Eukaryota, Metazoa, Chordata, Lepidosauria, Squamata, Lacertidae. The record is from the annotation of a RefSeq genome assembly.